UUGUGUUCUGACCAAAAAAAGGAAUUUAACUCUGAAAGAACUAAGAUCCCCAAAGUUAAAACUGGGGGGACUCUCUCAUUGCUUCUGCCUCCAUAGUCCAUACCUCUGUUCUCUUUCCUUCUGCUUAUUAAUCUGAAUCAGAGUAUUUCAAAGGAUAAAGAAAGGGACCUUGCUUGUCAAGUUCAUAUUGGACACAAACCAAAGAUCAGGAAGAUACUAAAGACAGUUAAAGCAAAUGGAAGGUGAGAUCAGCAGCUUCAUCAAGGUAUGGUUGUCUGUCUUGACAUCUCUAUGCUUCUGCUACGCCAUUGGCAAGAUUGUUCCAAAAGGAACCAAAAGACUCAUUUUCCUACUCCCUGUCGUGUCUCUCUAUCUCUUCCUCCCUCUCAAACUCUCCUCGCCGCAUCUUGGCGGUGUCACAGCCUUUUUCAUUGCUUGGCUUGGUAACUUCAAGCUCUUACUAUUUGCUUUUGAUAAAGGUCCUUUAACUGCACCUACCUCUUUUCCACUUUUUGUGACCGUCGCUUGCCUGCCAAUCAAGAUCCAACACAACCAACCUCCAAAAUCACAGCUAAAUGGCCAAAUUAAAGAAAAACCAUCAUCAACAUCACAUCAGAACGGCCAUGAGAAAGAAAAUUCAUCCACUAGAAAAUCCAAGGAAGGCCCUGUAAACUAUGCUAUAAAGGGUAUACUUUUGGCCAUGAUUGUACGGGUCUAUGACUACAGCGAGUACAUACACCCAAAGAUCAUUAUGCUUCUUUACUCUAUGCACAUAUAUUUCCUCCUCGAGAUCAUCCUAGCCACAGGUGCAGCCAUGGUUCGAUCCCUUUCGGGACUAGAGUUGGAGCCACAAUUCAAUGAGCCGUACCUGUCAACCUCACUGCAAGAUUUUUGGGGCAAAAGAUGGAACCUGAUGGUGACCAGUAUCCUUCGCCCCACGGUGUACGAACCUACCCUCAGAUUUUCCUCGACUCUGAUCGGCAGAAAGUGGGCUCCGAUCCCAUCUGUUUUCUCCACGUUUGCAGUAUCCGCUAUCAUGCACGAGCUAAUGUUCUACUACCUGGGGCGGAUGACUCCCACCGGGGAGGUGACUUGGUUUUUUCUCAUCCAUGGAUUCUGUUUGACAGCAGAGAUUGCUUUCAAGAAGGCAUUGAACAGCAAGUGCCAGCCGCCGUGGCUAGUCACAGGACCGUUGACAGUGGGGUUCGUGCUGAGCACCGGCCUCUGGCUGUUCAUCCCACAGUUCACGCGAUGCAAGGUGGAUGUUAGAGCGUUUGAAGAGUACGCGGAAGUGGGCGCCUUGUUGAAAAAUGCAACUCAAAAAGUACUGCGGCUUUAGUCGGCGGAUUAGAAGGUUCCGAGUUUGAUCGGACUCUGUUCUGAAGUCAAAUACAUAACAGAAUAUUUAAUAAUUGUUGUUAUUAAAUUAUAAAUCGGAUUAGCCUUGUUUUUCAAUUUAAUUAAAUCCAUAACAUUAGAUUGGUAA
Molecule: messenger RNA, 1486 nt
Organism: Theobroma umbraticum
Lineage: Eukaryota; Viridiplantae; Streptophyta; Magnoliopsida; Malvales; Malvaceae
Gene: ASAT1
Product: acyl-CoA sterol acyl transferase 1
Biological process (GO): lipid metabolic process
Source: RefSeq, a predicted model, not a curated record